AUGCUUCCAGUCCGCCCACAGCUUUCCCGGCAAGCACGACUGGGCCGACCGUGUGUCGUGUGCCGGUCCCUGCGCCGCUACUCAAGCAUCUCUAGCCUAACGGCCCCCUCGCCCGUCACGUCUCUCUCCACCGAUGCCACUCUCCCCAACCUCCGCAUUGGUCGCCAUACCCGCGUCAUCUUCCAGGGGUUUACUGGCCGCCAGGCCACGGCCAAUGCCCGCGAAUCGCUCGCCUGGGGCACCAACAUCGUCGGCGGUGUGACCCCGGGCCGCUCCGGCGAGCACUUGGGGCUGCCCGUGCUGCCCAGCGUCUGCGCGGCCGUCGAGACGCUCAAGCCGGACGCCACAGGCAUCUAUGUGCCGGCACCGCUCGCGCCCGCGGCCAUUGAAGAGGCCAUUGCCGCGGAGGUGCCCUUGGUUGUCGCCGUGGCCGAGCACAUUCCCGUGCACGCCAUGCUGCGCAUCCACGCCAUGCUGAAGACGCAGUCCAAGUCGCGGCUCGUGGGCGCCAACUCGCCCGGCAUAAUUUCGGCUGUUGGCGCCUGCCGCAUCGGGUUCCAGCCGCUGCCAUGCUUCUCGCCCGGGUCGGGCCCCGGCACGCGCGUCGGCAUUGCCGCCAAGUCGGGCACGCUGAGUUAUGAGGCGGUGGCCUCGACGACAAGGGCGGGGCUGGGUCAGAGCUUGUGCAUCGGCGUGGGCGGCGACAUUGUGGCGGGCACGGAUCUGCGCGAGUCGCUGACCGUGUUGGCCGACGACCCGGAAACGGACGCGAUCGCGCUGAUUGGAGAGAUUGGCGGCACGAGCGAGCUGGAGGCGGCCGCGUGGAUCGAGGCAUACAGGAAACGGGCGCAGGCGGCGGGCGCUGUGCCCAAGCCGAUUGUGGCGUUGAUUGGCGGUACACACGCUGCUGUUGAGGGCCGCAUCAUGGGCCAUGCAGGUGCCUUUGUGCUCCCCGGCGAGCCGACGGCCCAGGAGAAGAUCCAGGCGCUCGAGCGGGCAGGCGCGACGGUGAUUGACCACCCGGAGAAGUUUGGGCAGGCAGUCAAGGCGCGUCUGGACGCUCUUUCCCCGAGUGGCAGCGGUGCCAACAGCAGCAGCCUGUUUGGGCAGGCGGGACCGACAAGCCAGCGCCGCAGCAUGCACACAUCGACGCUGUCCCGAAACGGCAACAGCAAGCGGCCUAUGAUUCAGAGGGGGUUGAUGUUGCGGCGGCCGUCGCAAACCAUCGCCCAAAAACGCUCCAUCUACAUUGGCCAAGACGCCACAUUCGAUUUGCUGCGCAAGGAGGGCGUCAACGCCGCGCCCUACUCGGGCCAGGGCACCCAGCGCUACCUCGCCAUUACCAUUGACCGCUCGUCCAAGAUGCCGUGUGUGCUGGCAGCUCCGAACUACAAUGACAGCGUUUCGAGCAUCAGAAACCUCCGCCGUUUCCCGUUUGGCUACCGCGCCGGCGUCGACGGCCUGCUCGCGGCCCGUGUUGCCGACCACCUUGGCCUCGACACCACGUCCUCGACGAGCGAAACCGAGAGCCUGCGCAAGCUGCUGCGCGUGCUGUACGCCAUCUUUCUCGAGCAGGAAGCAUACCUUGUCGAAACGGCUAUCGUGGCGCGGCUUGCCGACGUCAAGGUUGUGCAUGCACGCCUGGGGCUCGAUGAUGUCGCCUUUAACCAGCGCAAGGCCACCGGCGACGAGACCACGCUGCGGCUUGCCUCCGUGACGCCGCCCAUGGAAGCCAACGAGCGCGAAGCCGCGGCCAAGAAGGACGGCAUUGUCUACGUGACUCUCCACGACAACGACGACAGCAACAACAAUGACAAUGACAACAGCAAACAAGGGCGACAAGGGGCGGCCGCGCCGGCGACGAUUGGCACGCUCGUCAACGGCGCCGGCCUGGCCAUGAACACGGUGGACGCGCUCGCCGGCCUUGGUGGGCAGGCCACCAAUUUUUUGGACACGGGCGGCAAGGCCACGAGCGAGACGGUCAAGACGUGCUUCCAGGUACUGCUGCAGGACCCGCGCGUGCGUGUCAUCUUUGUCAACGUCUUUGGCGGGCUGACGCUCGGCGACAUGAUUGCGCGCGGCGUGCUGCUGGCGUUCAAGGAGACCAACGUGGCGGUGCCCGUGGUGGUGCGCAUCCGCGGCACGAACGAGGCCGAAGGCCAGGAGAUUAUACGGACGAGCGGGCUGCCGCUGUUUGCCUACGACAGUUUUGACGAGGCGGCGGCCAAGGCGAUUGAGCUGUCCAAGGCGGCAUGA
Molecule: messenger RNA, 2256 nt
Organism: Sporothrix schenckii 1099-18
Lineage: Eukaryota; Fungi; Ascomycota; Sordariomycetes; Ophiostomatales; Ophiostomataceae
Product: succinyl-CoA synthetase alpha subunit
Exons: 1
Coding region: 1-2256 (751 amino acids)
Biological process (GO): tricarboxylic acid cycle
Cellular component (GO): succinate-CoA ligase complex (ADP-forming); mitochondrion
Molecular function (GO): succinate-CoA ligase (ADP-forming) activity; succinate-CoA ligase (GDP-forming) activity
Source: RefSeq, a predicted model, not a curated record